Molecule: messenger RNA, 1112 nt
Organism: Syzygium oleosum
Lineage: Eukaryota; Viridiplantae; Streptophyta; Magnoliopsida; Myrtales; Myrtaceae
Product: MYB-like transcription factor EOBII
Exons: 3
Coding region: 110-925 (271 amino acids)
Biological process (GO): regulation of DNA-templated transcription
Cellular component (GO): nucleus
Molecular function (GO): sequence-specific DNA binding; DNA-binding transcription factor activity
Source: RefSeq, a predicted model, not a curated record
AAACGCACACAAUCUCUCUCCAGCUUCACUGAAAAUCUUGAAAUCCAAGGAACAACAAAAGUUAGAAGAAGAAAAGAGGAGAGAGACGAAAAAAAGAAGGAAGAAGAAAAUGGUGGGAAUGAUGGGAUGGGGAAGCCAAGAGCAAGGAUGGAGGAAAGGGCCAUGGACGCCUGAGGAAGACAAGUUGCUCAGUGAGUAUGUGGGAUUGCAUGGGGAAGGAAGAUGGAGCUCCGUUGGCCGCUCUGCCGGAUUGAACAGGAGUGGCAAGAGUUGCAGGCUGAGGUGGGUGAACUAUCUCCGCCCGGGUCUCAAGAGAGGCCAAAUCACGCCUCAAGAGGAGGGCAUCAUCAUCGAGCUCCAUGCUCUCUGGGGCAACAAGUGGUCGACCAUAGCUCGAUACUUGCCCGGACGGACCGACAACGAAAUCAAGAACUACUGGCGAACUCACUUCAAGAAGAAGGACAAGUCCUCCCACAAAGGAGAAAAGCGAAGUCGGAGAGCUCAAAGUCUAAAGCAACACUUGAAUCACCAUCAACAACCACAACGGCAGCAACAAGAAGCACAAGCACAACCGGAGACCGUCUACGAGACAGAAAACAUGCCCUCGUCCCUUCAUGCAGAGCCAAAUGAGCAUCAGGAGAAAAUUAUGGAGGAGACGCGAGCGGCGAAAGAGGCAGUACCCAUGCACGCCGCUGCCGAGGAUCACUGCCCGCCUGCUCAAGAAGUCCCGUCCUGGGAGGACUUCGUCGGAGAUCAUGUGCUGUGGGGUGGACUUUGGAACUUUGACGACGUGCACGAUCCCUUCGAUCAUCCAAGCAAUUGCAACAAGAUGGCCAUGCAGAAUCAAGCCUCAAGUGCGGGGUUUUCUUGUGAUUUCCAUGGUGGAGGAUACUACAUCUUCCAGGGAAAUGUCGUCGACUUUUAGCUGUAUUUGUGUCCUAUACUCAUAAUUCUAUACUUGGCAUAAAAGUGUUUUUAUCAUCUUCCUUAGUUGAAGAGGAUUAAAAUAAUUGGUUUCCUUUUCAAAAUACUUAUUAUGUAUCCGCUCCCUUAGCGAUCUCUGGACGAAAAUAUUAAGUUUUUGUUGCGCGUUCCUGAUACAGUAACUUCGA